Malaclemys terrapin pileata is the source of this 6829-nucleotide messenger RNA. It is a transcript of the gene KYNU, whose product is annotated as kynureninase. The coding region runs from base 703 to 2058 and encodes 451 amino acids. Gene Ontology annotation, biological process: NAD+ biosynthetic process. NCBI's taxonomy places the organism in Eukaryota, Metazoa, Chordata, Testudines, Emydidae. The record is from RefSeq and is a predicted model, not a curated record. Gene Ontology annotation, cellular component: cytoplasm. The transcript has 16 exons. Gene Ontology annotation, molecular function: pyridoxal phosphate binding; kynureninase activity.
UUGAAUUUAAUGCAGUAUUUUGAAAAACCCUGUUAGGAUGAUGUAAGUUUAGAAAGCAAAUUGCUUUGGCUUGCAUUUUUAGGGACUGAUCUUGCAAACUGUACUCAUACGAAUAAGAAUUACUAAUGUGACCAAGAGUUGCAAGAUCAGACCCUUGUACUUAACUUUGUUUUUUGAAAGGCUGCAGUUCUGUAGUUCGUUAGUCCUUUCCCACGUCCAGUAAUGUUAUUGGUGCAUUCAGCUGGUGUCUUUUAACCCUUGAGACUACGGAUUUAUAUUACAUGCAUAUGACUUUCUUAAACAUUUAUUUGGCCAGCAGCCUGGAAAACGUCAAAGUUCUAUGGGUUAAACUACCCUUGGCUACCUGGUGAGCUGCUAUUGGAGGGCAGAAAGUGGAACAAAGGUUCUUCAUGUGAUAACCUCUGUUAAGAGGUUAGGGUGGUUCAGCUUUAUGCCUUGUGACAGCACCGUGUUAGGCGGAAAGUACCCUUCCUUAAUUUUGGCUGCAUCUGUUCUGUUCGAAAACAGGAGACUGCCAAUAGCCACCGUGGAACAUCUUCAACAGGAGAAAUUGAGGAACCACCUCUCCUGAGAGGAGGGAGACCCCUGUUCAAAUCCUUCCCCCUCCCCUCCACCCUGGACAGAAAAUCGUGAAUUGAGCCUCUGUCUCCCACAUCCCAGGUGAAAUUAAAUGACUUGAAAAUGGAUUCAUCUUCUCAUGAGUUCCCAGUGACCGUUUUAGAACAAACUGCCUCACAGCUAGGAUGCAAUCCAGCAGAUCAGAAACUUGCUUUGCACUUCGAUGAAGAAGAUGAGCUGAAACACCUCCGUGAAUGUUUCCAUAUUCCAAAAGUCAAGGAUCUACCUCCAACUGACCUAACUUUAGUGAAUGAAAAUGAAAGCUGCAUAUACUUUGCUGGGAAUUCUCUUGGACUUCAGCCAAAAAAAGUUAAAGCUUACCUGGAUGAAGAGUUGGAUAUGUGGGCUAAAAGAGGUGUACAUGGUCAUUUCAAUGGUGCUCGAAAGGAAGAAGUAGCCUUAAUGAAUGGCCUGACUGUUAAUCUGCAUCUCCAGAUGUUAUCUUUUUUUAGCCCUACUCCAAGUCGUUACAAAAUUCUUCUAGAAGCCAAAGCCUUUCCCUCCGACCAUUAUGCUGUUGAGUCUCAGCUUCAGCUUCAUGGACUUGAUGUGGAGAAAUGCAUGCUCAUGAUACAGCCACGCAAGGGGGAGGAGACCUUGAGAAUUGAAGAUAUCCUUGACAUAAUUGAGAAGGAAGGGGACUCUGUUGCUGUAAUUUUGCUGAGUGGAGUGCAGUACUACACAGGACAGCUGUUUGACAUCCCCAGAAUAACAAAGGCUGGCCAAGAAAAGGGUUGCUAUGUUGGCUUUGACCUGGCUCAUGCUGCUGGUAAUGUAGAACUGCAUUUACAUGACUGGGGAGUAGAUUUUGCCUGCUGGUGUUCCUACAAGUAUUUAAAUUCUGGAGCUGGGGGCCUGGCUGGUGCCUACAUUCAUGAGAAACAUUCCCAGACUAUAAAACCAGCGCUAAUAGGCUGGUGGGGUCAUGAAUUCAAAACUAGAUUUCUCAUGGAAAACAAAUUGCAACUAAGUCCUGGAAUCAAUGGAUUUCGGUUAUCAAAUCCUCCAAUGUUAUUGGUCUGUGCACUGCAUGCUAGUUUAGAGGUCUUUGGUCAAACUACAAUGAAAGCACUGAGAAGGAAAUCCAUUCUGCUAACGGGUUACUUGGAGUAUCUGAUAAAGCAUUACUACAGUGAGGAUAAAGCAAAUCCAGAGAAACCCUUUGUAAAAAUAAUCACACCACCUCAGAUUGAGGAAAGAGGAUGCCAGCUCACACUAGUUUUUUCUGCUCCAAUCAAAUCUGUAUUUAAAGAACUGGAAAAAAGAGGAAUAGCUUGUGACAUGCGAGAACCAAAAGCUCUUCGUGUUGCCCCAGUUCCUCUCUACAAUUCUUUCCAUGAUGUGCACAGAUUUAUUGGAAUCCUGGGAUCUGCAAUUACAUCUGCAAAACAGGCAGCAAACAAUGCUGCACUAUCCUGAUCUUAUUGAUGGCUCAGCUGUAUCUUUUAAUCUAUUUCUGACUAAGAUGCAUUUAUUCUUCUGAGCAAUUCUGUCCUUCUAGUAGACUAGGCUAUAUUCACUGCAAUUUGCAACAACAACAACAAAAAGGGGGUGGGGGUGAUUGAAUAGUUAUUUACAAUAGACUGUACUUUUUAUUAAAGCUAAUAUUUCCUCUUUGCUUUGACUACACAAGUUCUUAUGAUCUGUACAUUUUAAUGGGACUUUUCUAAAACAUUUUAUAGUUUCAUUCCAUUAGGCUUGAGAAGAGGAACAAGUGAAGACUUCAAUAAAUAAAAAAAAUAAAAAAUCUCAUUGUACUAUAACAAUAUGAUGCAUAACAAAGAAUGGAAAUAUUAGGCUUAUUACUUCAGUAAUGUACCAACAGUUUGCAACCUAUUUUGCAGUUUUAAUUAGCAUCAAUUCUGUUUAAAUAAAUGCAUAGGUACAUUUUAAAAAGAAAAUCUGCUUUUUUUGGUAAAGUCAUUAGUUGGUGCUUGAGAAACCUCUAAUGGAGCAAACAUUUUGAGCUUUUGUUUCACUCAGAAGGCCAAAGUGGUGAAUUCUCAUUAUAUUACAGCCACUUUACACCACUUUAGCAGCAUGAAGGGAGGGACCUUCAAGCAGAGUAAUAUAUUUGCACCCAUGUAGACAGGGUUUGUCUACAUGAGAAAGUUACUGGUUUAUAUAACUGUGAUUUUAAACACUUACUUUGGUUUAAAUAAGGCUUAUUAACUGGUUAGCUGAAGUCAAUUAGGAAAUGGCUUAAGUUAAAGAUGUCAGGAAACAGGACCUGCACCAGAACCAGUCUCUAGGCAACCUAACAAGCAUAGCUGGCCUGUAUAGUAGGCUGCAUGAUUAACUACAAUGCCUGAUUGGUGGGAAAAGUCAGCAGACCAUUCUUAAACCCAGCAGCAGCAAUUUGGUGGUGGUUCAAAGUAUUUACCUGUGACAGCUGCUAUGCUUGCUUGUGCCGGACUUGGACUUGGACCCAGCCCCAUUCCCAUCUUGUCUAAUUCCAGGUAACCUGGUUCUGACCCUCUGCUCUGAUUUCUGACUUUGGUCCUGGCAUUUAUCUACUGUCUGGUGCUGAAACCACUAGGUAUGGCUGCCCACACCCCACUGUCUGACAAAAAGGAGAUAACCUACUGUUAAACUCAAAUAUGAGCACCCACACAGGGAUUUGCCCCAGUUCAAUUAAAUCAGUUUAAAAACUGAUUUAAGUUUAAUGGGUAAAUUUUCUCAUGUGACAAGAACUUUGUAUAUGUGAUUAUCUGUAAUUCAAGGGUAUGCCAAACAGGACAGGCAAUAUCACAUCUCACAUGCUGGUCAAUACUUCCUGAAAAUAGCCUCUAGUGCUACUUCAGAGCUUCUUUUUAUUUGAAUUUUAAGCCAAAAGAGGAGUGAGGGAAGCCUUUGGACUAAACUGCUUUGGGUGGUAAAAGCCAUUCCAUAAAGUGGGAUUCCCAAAGCACUAGGCAUGCCAUCCACACCCCCACCUAUUCUGACACACCUCUACACAUCAGUGAACAAGACCAAUGGGGGAUGUUCCUACAUUAAGGGGGCAUGGCAGGGGGAUCCCCAAAAGCCUUAGGUAUUAGGUCUGGAUCAAACACUGAAGCUCUGGUUUUGUGCCUCUUGUAUUUCCCCCAGGAUUUACUAAAGCAUGAUAUAGCAGUUACAAUGACAUUAAAACAGUUUCUUUUUAAUCAAAGAAGCUUUACUGAAUUGCAGCUCAGGUAUCUGUGCAUCAGUGGUUACAGCUUUGUUUUCAUUUUUGAUUAAAGGACAAGUAUUUUCACUAUAAAAUCAUGAUAUUCUGUAGGUGGGAGAAGACUGAGUGCAUAUAAUGUCAUGAAAUUAGAAAAGUACCAUUGCACAUAUAGUGUAGUGAAUGAAAAGAAUUAGUGAAUGUGAUGUAGGGCAUAGUACAUAAGAGAAAUUCUGCUAGCACUUGUGAAGCAACCACACUGCUGAUAAUACUGUGGAGUAACCACAAUUUGUCCUCCACAUAAUGCUUAGUAACUUUACUAUUAAAAGGCCAGAUUCUGACACCACCACUCAUGCUGAACAAAACUUUACUCAGCAAGUAGUCCAACUGAUUUUUAGCAGGACUACUCAACAAGUAGACUACUCAGGGUAAGUAGGAGUGUUGGAAUCUGGUCCUAAAUAACUAUUGGAAGACCAGUCACUAGCAGGUAUUGGUCCCUUUGGUUUAGUGGGAGAUACAAGUUUGUGGUCUCAGUCUAGUAAAGUACUUCAGAAUUUGCAUCGCUUUCAACACAUUGACUUGAAUAUGACUCCUCAUGUGCCUAAAUAUUUUGUUGGAUCAUGGACUACGUGCAGGGAGAGGAAGAUAAAUUUCUUCCUGUUCCCUGUAAAGCUCAACCGAUGACCUGAAAACAAUUUGUUAAUGAAUGUUAUAUACUUUGCCCUUCUGUGGCACUUAAAAACCACUGGGUAAACAUUAACUAGCUAAUUCUAUGUACAUAGACGUAUAUUCUAUUUGAGUGAAGUUUGAUACAGCAAAAUUCACUUGAUGCUUCAGCUUUUCUGACUUCCACUCUUACUUCCACUAGUGUCUGCUUAUCCAUAAUAUAUCCAAACAUCUUAUGUUUAAAAUGUUAGAGGCUAUAAAGUUUUUACUAAAGUAAAAUUACAGUUCAGCAAUUAAUUUUAAAUAUUUUCCACAAACCCAAUACAAAAGUUUUAUUAAAUGAAUAAUACUGAAAGUUAACAUUAGGUGUCAGUAUUUUACAUAUUAUUCAGUGAAAAGAUCUAGUGGAAAAACUGUUGUAUAAGAAAUGAAGAUUAUAAACUACAUUUUCAAAUGCUUUUAGUUAUGAUUGUCAAAGUAAAAUCAGAAAUAAUUAUGUGCUAAAGUAAUUAGUUGUAUACACCCCAAAAUGCUUCUAGCUAAUUAUGUCUCGGAUUUUAAAUUCAGUAUUCAGUACCACUGGAUUUUAAUUGUGAUCAGAUUUAAUUUUAGGAUGGUUGGAAGAAAUUACGUUUUCAAAUUAAACUACAAGAUGUAAGGAUCUAAAGAUGCAGGAGGGAACAAAUACUCUGGUAGUGUUGAAAAAAAAAUGCCAGGGGGCUGACAGACAUUUGUGACAAUAUUUGGGAAUCUCAUACCAAAGAAAAGGGGAGUCUGUCAUCCUUCUCUGAACAGGACAAUUUAUUGUUAUGUAGAUUUCCUUAAUUACUUGGGCUCAGAUCAUGCACAGCUGCUGAAAAACCUGGGGAAGUAGAAACUGCAUAGGUUCUACUUGCAGAAUUUUGCCCAGAUACUGUAAUUGGAAGGAUAGGGGGGGGCGACAGAGGGCAGAUUUUUCCUUCCAGAACAAACAGGGAGUUCAGUCCCCUGAAGUUGUUCAUCUCUCAAGACGUGCAUGAACACUGAGGGAGUCACUGGAGGCCCUGUUCUUCUACAGCAGCUUCAGGUCCUUCUGGAACCUGGCUUCAUAGCUGUCCCCAGCUGACUUGGGAAAAUCAGAGGUGCAAAUCAGUGCCUGUACCAAGUACCAUUAGUCCAUGAGAUAUUCUGAUGUGAGGUACUCUCAAUCUCUCCUAUUGGAGUUCCAUUUUAAUAGCAGCUCCCCAUUCAAAUCCCUUUUUCUCAUCAGGCAAAAUGGGGACUUGACCUGUGAUCUUCCACAUUCCAAGUGAGUACCCUAACAACUGAGCUAAAGGUUAUAAGAUACUGCUCUUCCCCUCCUCCACUACCAGGUUAUGUGGUAUUAGUUGCAAGAAAUUACUUAGGCCCCUGAGCUGCCUGAUACUGGGAGAGGGGCACCCAGUUGUGGGUUGCAAGCAGAAGUAGGUGCCAAACUCCCUAAGGGGGGGAGGCUUAGGACACACCCUUCUCAUUGGUGUCUCUUAUUGGCUAACUCUGGUGGCUCCCUGCCUAAUGUGCUGGCUUUUGCACAUCACAUUCCAGGGUGCCUAACUCUCCUCAUACAGGGAGCUUAGGUGAUUUCCCAGGUGCCUAAAGGUCAGUGCUGAGCAUUGCAAUGCCUAAAUCCCUUUGUGGAUCUGGCCUUAGUACCUACAGAAGUUGGUCACUUUUUCCAACCAGCCAAGGAAUGAUUUUCCAUGCUAAGCCUAGACUUUUGUCAAUAUUUGUGAAAUAUAUUUACAGGGCUUCUAACAUUCAGAAAUGAAUAAGUUAUAGGUCAGCAAUUCAUAUUUUUAUGUUCCUAGUUUUUAUUACCUAACGUACUUGUCUAAGUAUCAUUUUAUGUUUCUAGUUAAAUAUAAGUGAAAAUUGAUUGGGGGUAUUUCUCAGUGGAAUUCUAUCUUUAUUUCAUCAUAAUUGUUUCAUAUUUGAAUAAUGACAGAUGAACUGCUUCAUUCAAUUGCAGUUUUAAGGCUUUGAAGUCACAAUAACAGCAAAGGAUUUAAAUCCUGAAGCCAUUAUUAUGGAAGGGAAGGCAUCAGGGAAAAUGAAAACUUAUGGUGUUGUAAUUUUCCAGCAAGAAAAGUACUUGUACGGCUACACAGCUUCUUUCCUGGACAAUUUCCUAACCUCACUAAAAUCUACUAAACCUCAAUGAAAUGACCAACUGCUACAAUUUCUAGCACACCAAAUGUCUUCUACAGUGCCCAAAAGAAGACAUUAUCAAUGUUGAAUGAAAGUCCAUGUAUUAAGUAAGCAUCUCUAUGGUUAUUUUGAUUUGAAGUCACAUGCUAGCUACAAACCAUUUAAUAUGCAGCUGCAAUACUGUAUUUCGCCAAUAAAGAGUUCAUUAGA